This is a messenger RNA of Schistocerca gregaria, 5347 nucleotides long. RefSeq names its product WD repeat-containing protein 47. The coding region runs from base 1049 to 4117 and encodes 1022 amino acids. The transcript has 10 exons. Gene Ontology annotation, molecular function: protein binding. The record is from RefSeq and is a predicted model, not a curated record. NCBI's taxonomy places the organism in Eukaryota, Metazoa, Arthropoda, Insecta, Orthoptera, Acrididae.
AUCCUGCGUGCUGUUAGCCGGCCGCGCGCCUGCUGUCACACGCGCGUUUAUUUUGCCGGCGUGUGUGAAGACGGACCUAGAAACCCCCUCUGGCGCGACGGGCCGGGCGAAUCAGGGACGCGUCGCGACCACGCGCUCCGCAGUCGCGGUCAGUGGCCCGGCGGCGUAAUCGUCUCUCAGCUGCGCGCCACACCGCCUCGCCGGCAGUUCGCCACUGGCCUCUCUGCGGACAGCACUCCUGCCGCGUUACAGGUCGCUGUCGUGACGAAUUGCGUCGAUGUGUCUCAUACCGGAUUAAACCUUCGGGCACCUCCAGAGUGAUUAUGCACUGUGGCAGUGUACGACGUCGUCAGCUUCAGUAACGGUGCGCAUUUGUGAGCAAUUUCUCUGAAUAACUAACACUCGGACUAGUACCAGUAGUUUUACUCUAGGGCGCUGACAGUAAAGUGUGUAUGUCUGUGCGUGUUUGUGUACAACUGUGAGCAGCGACAGCCGCGAUAGAUUACUCUCGCGUGCUGCGCGCCAGUGGAAGAAGAGUUUGUCGGAAGGAAGUUGCGCGCCAAGCGCCGUGCGGAAGUUUCCUCCUCCGCGAUAGACCUUCCAGGUCUGCACUUUUGUUUUCUUCUUCCCCGCCCCCAAACAUCCGGAUUCCCCGUCCGCGGGCGGAGCUAUUUUCGGAAGUGUCGCUCCCGCAGCCCCGCCGUGGCAGGUUAACGACCCGUCUCGGAGAGGUAGCUGCCAGAGGAGAGGACGGAGGUCCGGCGGCGGUCACAGAGGCAGGAAGAGGAGGCGAGAGGAAGCCCCGGCGUCCAGCUGAGCGCGGCGGAUCUGGUUUGUCGGGGUCCGCUCCCUUCCCUUCGCGUCCCUUCCCGCGGGACCCUGCUAGCGGUCUGCCGCGGCGCGCCGUAGUGUGGCGCUGCAGCGGCGUGCUCGCUGCAGUCGAUACACCUGCGGCCUAACGGUCGCGUGCUUGCGUGCCUCCACGCGGUUUCGUGCGCGCCUGCGGGAUGCAGACGGGACCAUGGUGGCGCGCCAAGGCCGCUGAGACAUGGUCCGCCUGACCGCGGGUCCCAGCGACCAUCACAGCCCGUGGUACUGCGGAGACGGGUUGCGGAUACGGUACGUGAUGCCUUCUGCGCACCUGACGCUGCGCGAGGAGGACGUGGUCCGGCUGACGCUGGACUUCCUGCACUCGCGCGACCUGCACAUCAGCCAGCUGUCGCUGGAGCGCGAGACGGGCGUCAUCAACGGCAACUACUCGGACGACGUACUCUUCCUGCGGCAGCUCAUCCUCGACGGCCAGUGGGAUGACGUGCUCGAGUUCAUCCAGCCUCUCGAGGCGCUGCCCACGUUCGACGCGCGCCGGUUCCGCUACGCCGUGCUGCGCCACAAGUACGUCGAGCUGCUGUGCAUCAAGUCGGAGGCGCUGCUGGCGACUUCGCCGACGGCGGCGCCCACCUCCGUGGACAGCGCCGUCGAGGACGUGGUCAAGGUGCUGAACGAGCUGGAGCGCGUCGCGCCCUCGAAGGAGGACUACUCCAACCUCUGCCUGCUGCUGACGCUGCCGCGGCUCUCCGACCAUCUGCAAUACAAAGACUGGAACCCGAGCAACGCGCGCGUGCAGUGCUUCCGCGAGGUGUACCCACUAGUCGAGCAGUUCCUACCGUGCAUCAAGAAGACGGCGGCCGGCAUCGUGGAGCCGACGCCGACCGCGAAGAACGACCGCCUCAUACAUCUCAUCAUCAAGGGGAUACUGUACGAGUCGUGCGUCAAUUACUGCCAGGCGAAGGCGACGGGCAACAAGGAGUCCCAGCAGCAGGAAAUGACCUUCUCGCGCCUGCUGGACGGAUCCGUGGGCUACAGCGACUCCGACCUGAGCCUGCUGUCGUGGCUGCAGAGCAUCCCGGCCGACACGUUCUCGGUGCCGUUCGAGCAGCGCACGCUCAACGUGGACAUCGUGCGCCUGGAGCGGCCGUCGCUGGAGACCUCCUGGACGGAGCACAUGCUGGUGACGCCCAUCAAGCCGAAGCAGUUCCCGCACUCGGCGAUGCCGUUCACGCGGCCCCGCUCGGCCGCCGACAUCAUGUCGCGCUCGCUGCUGCCGGCGCUGGACGGGCUGCCGCACGGCCUCCAGCAGCAACAGCAGCAGAACCACCAGCAGCAGCAGGGCGCGGGCGCGGGGCCGCAUCGCGCGGGCGCCGGGCUCGCAAACCCCGUCGUCAUGGCGCUCUCCACCGGCGACAUCCUCAGCGGCCACCACGCCAUGUCGCGCUCCUCCUUCGCCAGCUUUCACCUCACGGGCUACAAGAACAACAAGCUGAUGAACACCAGCGUGGACCGGCUGUUCGAGAACGACGGCGACGUCUUCCUCAGCACCUCGUACUCGGAGUUCCAGCCGCCGAGCCCGGCGGGGGCCAGCACGGCGAAGCGGCCGGUGCGCGGCCAGUCGCGCAGCCCCGACCGCAAGGCCGGGGGCGGCGCGCUGUCGUCGGCGGCGUCCACGCCGGAGCACCGCGGCCGCGACUCGCCCGCCACCGCCUCCUCGACGGCGACGACGGCGCGCUCGUCUCGCCGCGACUCGCUGUCGGACCGCUGCUCCGUGGGCCCCCCGCAGCCGCAGCCGCCGCCGCAGCUGCCGGCGGUCCACCCGGUCGCCGUCGUCGAGCCGCAGCCGAACGCCAACUUCGAGGGGGACCUCUACCGCGAGUUCCAGCGCCAGAAGCAGCGCAUCAACGACACGCUGCAGGCCAAGGAGCGCGAGCGCGACGAGCUCGUGCGCCAGAUCGCCGCUGCCGACAACCGCCUCUCCGAAGUCAGCGGGGGCAGCGCUUCUGGCGGAGUGGUGACGGGGAAACCCCCUGUGGGUGGCAGGCCUGCGGCGCCAGUAGCCGCUACUGUGGUCGUCAGGGCCAACGCGCCGCCGCCCGCCACCAGCAGGGUCGCCGUCAACGGCUCUCUGCCGCACCACGAGGUCAACAGGGAUCACCCGCCGGCGCCGCUGUCGUAUCACGCGGGGAACUGCGCGGUGGACCUGCCCGACGGACACUACGACACCGUCAAGCAGCCGGCGACGGCGGUGGGCGACGGCGACCUGAACGGCAGCGUGGGCAGCGGCGGCGGCCCGGGCCGGCCGCGCUUCGUCGCCGUCACCACGCUGGAGGACGUGCAGGCCGUGCGCUGCGCAGAGUUCCACCCGCAGGGGCGCCUUUACGCCGUCGGCUCCAACUCCAAGACGCUCCGCAUCUGCUCCUACCCCAAGCUCUCGGACCUCAGGGAAGAUCAUGCUACAUAUCAGCCAACAGUAUUGUUUAAGCGUACAAAGCACCACAAAGGUUCAAUAUAUUGUUUGGCAUGGACUCCAGUUGGUGAUUUAAUGGCUACAGGAAGCAAUGACAAAACUCUGAAGUUAAUGCGAUUCAAUGCAGAUACUUCCAAUUUAGAGGGUCAAGAAAUAGAGCUUACAAUGCAUGAUGGAACUGUCCGGGACUUGUGCUUCCUUGAGGAUACAACAAACAAGUCCAGCCUUCUUAUUAGUGGUGGUGCUGGUGACUGCAAAAUAUAUGUGACCGACUGUGCUACAGGAACAUCAUUCCUGGCACUGAGUGGUCAUUCAGGCCAUGUUUUGACACUGUACAAUUGGGGUGGUGCAAUGUUUGUUAGUGGCUCACAAGAUAAGACUGUAAGAUUCUGGGAUCUGCGGACCCGUGGGUGUGUGAAUAUGGUGACACCGGCUACAGCACCAGGAAACAGAGGCUCACCAGUGACUGCUGUGUGUGUUGAUCCUUCAGGCCGUUUGCUUGUCUCUGGUCAUGAAGAUUCUUCUUGUGUUUUAUAUGAUAUAAGGGGUGGGCGUAAUGUGCAGUGCUUCAAGCCGCACUCUGCUGAAGUUCGGUCAAUACGAUUUUCCCCCAGUGCCUACUAUCUUCUCACUGGUGGAUAUGACAACAAAUUAGUCCUCACAGAUCUACAAGGUGAUCUGACUCUACCUCUGCCAAGUGUUGUCGUGGCACAGCAUCAAGACAAGGUAAUUUCGGGGCGUUGGCAUCCAACUGAAUUCUCAUUCCUCAGUACGAGCGCUGACAAGACUGCAACUCUAUGGGCUUUGCCUCCUGUUUGAAUCUCAUUUUAUCUUUUUUCUUUGUAUGUUAACAGUGGCAAAUAAUCCUUUUAAACUAAUUAAUUUUUGAUGUUUAAUAUCAGAUGUACCUGAGGAGAAAAUUCAAACUGUGUUAGUACCUCUUGUACAACAUGCUUGUUCUAACUUUGUUGGAUACAUAGCUUUUUUCAAUGUGUAUGGUAUUUUUUGGCUACUGUCAGCUGCACUUGUGUAGAUCAUUGUGAAUAUAGAUUCUAUUUUCAUAAAAGUAGAUCUUAAUUCACUCCGUACACAUCUUAAAAUUUUAUUCCUCAGUGGUUAUUGAGUUUGAGUUCAUUGUUUUGAUGUUACUGUUCCAAGUACCAUUUGUAUAAUCAAUGUUAACAAGCAGUGCUGAUGUAGGAAACAAUUCACAAAAUAUUAAUAAAAAUAUAUAUGCUGAAAAUUAAUAUGAAAUAAGAGAGAGAGAUACAGCACAUUUUGCUCUUUAUUUUCAAUAAAGAAUUUGCAAGGCAAGAUUCUUAUUCUUAUACAGAAUCGAACAGAAUUUUAACUCAGUAUAUGAUGUAAUAAUGAUGCUUCUUACUGAAGAAAAUUCAAUAGUUUCUGACAAUGCAGGUCUUGUAAGUUUUUAUUUGUAGGAAUAUGUAUAUAAUGUACAGUGCAUACAAGUAACAUUGUUUCUGAAUUGUGUGUGUGUGUGUGUGUGUGUGUGUGUGUGUGUGUGUGUGUGUGUGUGUGUGUGUUUUCUGUACAAGUGUAAGAGAUUAGAGAGAUUCUUAUGAAUUGUUUAAACAUUAUUUUUGUCACCUUGUGCAUGUUAUGAGUUAAGUGAAGUUUUCAUUAAUAUUGCCUGUAUAGAAAUCUGCGAAGUGUUAAACUGUAUAUCAUAAUCGUGUAGUUAAAUUUGCAGCAUGUAAUGUAAGAUAAAUGUUUUCUGUAACAGAGUAGCUUCAGAAUGCUUUUUAUCAUUAUUUUACAAGUUCAUGGAUACUCAGUAUUUUAGACAAUUUUUUUGUAGUAACCAAUGAUCUUCAUUAGAAUAAAACAAAACUUUUUCAUUGUUAUUGAAAAGUAUUUCAUUUUGGUGGUGAAAUUUAAACUAUUGUAUGUAUGGAUUCCAGGUGCCUUCAUUUGCAGAUACUAUGUGUGACAGCUCCUAAUCAUUUGUCAUUUUCAAUCCACUCAAAAUAGCAAAUGUCUACUGCUGUAUUUUUUUCUAUGUGCAAAUUAAACUGCAGUGUAAUAACA